ACACUGUUAUAUAUUUCUUUUCAUUUCUCCACCGAGCUAGUGUUUCUUCUCUMUUUCAUUUCUACGAAGACUUCUCGAACGUGGUCUCUUCGGGACGGCUAUUUAUUUGUAAAARUAAUAAAAAAUGGGUUUUGUAAAAAUAGUCAAAAACAAACAAUACUUUAAGCGUUAUCAAGUAAAAUUCAAGAGGCGUCGUGAAGGCAAAACAGAUUAUUAUGCGCGUAAGCGAUUGACAAUUCAAGAYAAAAAUAAAUACAAUACUCCAAAAUACAGAUUAAUUGUUCGUUUAUCGAAUAAGGAUAUCACAUGCCAAAUUGCAUAUUCAAGAAUUGAAGGAGAUAAGAUUGUAUGUGCUGCAUACAGUCAUGAACUUCCAAGAUAUGGAAUUAAAGUUGGACUCACCAACUACGCAUCAGCCUACUGCACAGGGCUAUUAGUAGCAAGAAGGCUCCUUAAAAAGUUAGGCCUGGAUGAAUUAUAUACAGGCACUACAGAGGUAACAGGAGAUGAAUACAAUGUCGAAGAAUUAGAUAAGGGACCUGGGGCAUUUAGAUGUUACCUAGAUACAGGUUUGAUGCGUACCACUACUGGUGCAAGAGUAUUUGGAGCAAUGAAGGGUGCYGUAGAUGGAGGUCUUAAUAUUCCUCAUAGUACGAAAAGAUUCCCCGGUUACGAUAGUGAAUCAAAAACUUUCAAAGCCGAUGUACAUAGAAGACAUAUUUUUGGUCAACAUGUUGCCAAUUAUAUGAAAAUUUUGGAAGAACAAGAUGAUGAAACUUAUAAAAAACAGUUUUCUCAAUAUAUUAAAAAUGGAAUUAGUGCUGAUGGUAUUGAGGAUAUGUAUAAGAAAGCACACGAAGCUAUAAGAGCCAAUCCGGAACACGUUCCAGUAUUAAGGAAGAAAGAACCUGUAAAGCGGAGGUGGAACCGUGCAAAAUUAUCGCUAUCCGAACGCAAGAAUCGUGUUGCACAGAAAAAAGCAUCUUUCCUCAAAACUCUGGAAGAAAUGGAAGCCUAAAAGGCUUAUUAUUUUGUGUUAUACCAUCCUUAUAUCAAACAAUAUAUUCGAUUAACAGUACAAAUGUGUAUUUGAUUGAAUUUUGCAGUAGAAUAUAAAAAGAUGAUGAAAAUAUUA
Molecule: messenger RNA, 1135 nt
Organism: Polistes dominula (European paper wasp)
Lineage: Eukaryota; Metazoa; Arthropoda; Insecta; Hymenoptera; Vespidae
Product: large ribosomal subunit protein uL18
Biological process (GO): translation; ribosomal large subunit assembly
Cellular component (GO): cytosolic large ribosomal subunit; ribosome
Molecular function (GO): 5S rRNA binding; structural constituent of ribosome
Source: RefSeq, a predicted model, not a curated record